Cannabis sativa is the source of this 899-nucleotide messenger RNA. RefSeq names its product L-ascorbate oxidase homolog. NCBI's taxonomy places the organism in Eukaryota, Viridiplantae, Streptophyta, Magnoliopsida, Rosales, Cannabaceae. The coding region runs from base 57 to 635 and encodes 192 amino acids. The record is from RefSeq and is a predicted model, not a curated record. The transcript is spliced from 3 exons. Gene Ontology annotation, molecular function: oxidoreductase activity; copper ion binding.
UUAUAUACAAAUAGAUCUUGGGUAUAUUAUACAAAUAGAUCAAUGUGACACACACAAUGAGGCUAGCGAAUUCUGCUCCAAUAAUCAAUGGAAAGCAGAGAUAUGCAGUCAACAGUGUGUCGUUUAUUCCAGCUGAUACACCACUCAAGCUAGCUGACUACUUCAAAAUCUCUGGAGUGUUUUCGCUUGGAAGCAUCCAAGACAGCCCCACUGGCGGCGGGGCUUAUCUCCAAACUUCUGUCAUGGCUGCUGAUUUCAGAGGCUAUGCUGAGGUUGUGUUUGAGAAUGAAGAAGACUCUGUACAGUCAUGGCAUAUUGAUGGCCAUAACUUCUUUGUUGUGGGUAUGGAUGGAGGGCAAUGGUCCCCUGAGGCUAGAUUAAGAUACAAUUUGAGGGACACAAUUUCUCGUUGUACUGUUCAGGUUUAUCCCAAAUCAUGGACUGCAGUUUACAUGCCUUUGGAUAAUGUGGGAAUGUGGAACAUAAGGUCUGAAAACUGGGCUAGGCAGUACUUGGGGCAACAACUCUAUCUUCGAGUGUAUUCACCUGCAAAUUCAUGGAGAGAUGAGUAUCCAAUCCCAAAGAAUACUCUUCUUUGUGGGAGAGCAUUAGGUCGUAGGACCAGGCCUUUGUAAAAACAGCAUUUCUUCAUCAACAAAAAGAGUACAAAUGUCACGAGUGGGUGACAAGGUUUAGAGGAUUUUAAUUCUAUAGAAGAGAAUAUGUAGCAAUGGUUUAUUGUGAGCAUUCUUUUACUUUGUAGUAGCGUUGUUUUGAACUGUUCCAAGUGGGACUGAUAGGAGAUAAUUGUUAGAGUACCACUCGUAUUCUUUUUUCCUUUCCUAUUUCUUCCCUUUUCUCUAUUAAUUUUAAAAAUUAGUGUUUCAUAUUGUGUUAAA